Messenger RNA from Aspergillus campestris IBT 28561, 303 nucleotides. RefSeq lists its product as uncharacterized. The record is from RefSeq and is a predicted model, not a curated record. The transcript has 3 exons. NCBI's taxonomy places the organism in Eukaryota, Fungi, Ascomycota, Eurotiomycetes, Eurotiales, Aspergillaceae. The coding region runs from base 1 to 303 and encodes 100 amino acids.
AUGCAGCUCACCAACAUCCUCCUCGCUUUCAUGGCCAGCGCAGUCGUUGUAAUGGCAGCCCCGGCCGCUGAAGUUAACGAGAACAACGCCGCGGUGUGGAAGUGCCCAACAGGAUGGGCAGUAUGCGGCACGUGUAAUGGAGGUGACUGCAAGGUGGCAGGCACAAACCGUGCACAAAACAAAGCGGCGCUGGAGAUGGAACAAUCUGCGGGAGCCCUGGGCUUUUCGACAUUCAAAUGGAUUGCCCUGGCCGCCGUAGAUGAGAAGAGCUUUUUGGAAAUCCACUGUGAUUUCCUAUUGUGA